Molecule: messenger RNA, 3694 nt
Organism: Felis catus (domestic cat)
Lineage: Eukaryota; Metazoa; Chordata; Mammalia; Carnivora; Felidae
Product: olfactory receptor 4A47-like
Exons: 3
Coding region: 2179-3105 (308 amino acids)
Biological process (GO): G protein-coupled receptor signaling pathway
Cellular component (GO): membrane
Molecular function (GO): olfactory receptor activity; G protein-coupled receptor activity
Source: RefSeq, a predicted model, not a curated record
GCUGUCAGAACUCACGCAGUCUAGCCCCAAUGUUUUUGCAAGCCAGACUUGGGGGCUCUGCCUUGCCCAGCGGGCUGCCCCUCCACCGCCCUGGCUCCCCUCUGCCAGUCCAUGAAGGAGACACCGCUCUCCACCCUUCCUACCCUCUUCCAUGGCCCUCUUGUCUACGCUUGGCUCUGGAGAGUCCAUUCUGGUAGUCUUCUGGCCAUUUUCUGUGUUAUUUAGGCUGAUGUGGUUGGAAUCUAAGCGAUCAGCAGGACGAGGUGAGCCCAGCAUCCUCCUAUGCCGCCAUCUUUCUCUCUCUUCAGCAUUUUAUAGUUUUUAAGUGUACAAAAGUUUUUGCCUCCUUAUGUAAGUUUAUUCUUAAAUAUUCUUUUUGAUGCUGUUGUAAAAGAAAUUGUAUUUCCUCUCUGAGUUGUUCUUUGGUAGGAUAGAAUUUCAAUGUUUUUUCAUGAUACAAGUAACCUUGCAACAAAUUGGGUAUAGAAGGCAUGCACCUCAACAUAAUAAAGGCCAUAUGUGACAGAUCCAUAGCUAACAGGACACUCAACAGUGAAGUUUGAAAGCUUUCCCACUACAACCAGGAAGUUGAUGAGAGUGCCCACACUUACCAUUCCUUUUCAAAGGGCCCUGGAAUAAAAAUCUGUGUGAAGUUUUUAGCGUUUUCUAUACAUAGGUCAUGCCAUCAAUUAAGUGAGAACAAAUUGCUUAUAAUUAAUGUUUACUUAAUUUUACUACCUGUAGGUGUUUCCAAUGGUAGCUGCCUUCUGUCCCGUGGAUCUCAGCUUAAGCAUCAUCUUUGAAGAAAGACCUUCCCUGGUCACCUUCUCCAUAGUAGAAUUCUCCCUGAGUACCCUGUUUGCUGUCUUAUUAGCACUGAUGAAGACUGUAAUUAGUUUCCUAAAUUGUCCUAUUAUGUACUGCCUGAUUCUGUUAUGAGAAUAGAAGGUCCAUGCAGGAAGGCCCUGUUGCAUAAUUUGCCCCCCUAUUUCAUUAAUUGCUGUGUCCACUCUCAUAGCAUGGUUUCUGGAAGUAACCAGGAGCCCCAAAUUAAGGAAAAUAAUAAUUGGAUAAAUAGUUUUUCUGUCUAAAUCUGUGAAUAAAUAUCUACAAUAUCUACCACAGUUCAAGGUAGAAUAAAUUGAAUAUUAAAUACAAGGAAAGAAAAACUUGCUAUGGCAAGUGGGGAAAUACAUGAUAAAUUAAUCUUCCCUAAAACAAAAUAGGCUGAAAUUUUAUUUUUGACUGGCGUAGUUUUACAAUGGUUCUAAAGCUAUUUUUUUUUGUUAUUGUUACAUCUUCCUAAUUAUCUGAUUUCACAAAAUAGGAUCUUUAUAUAGAUAUUUUUGAAAGUUUUUGCAAAAAUUCCCAGUGAAUUUAAUUAAGCAAGAAUCAGUCUUGGACACUUCCCAACUCUAGGACUUAAUGAAGAAUGUGGUUAGAAAGGAUAAAAUGUCCAGUGAUCUUUGCCCUACUGGGAAGAAGAUACUAUACUCUUAAAUUGAUACACAUUUUUAAAGAAGGUUUCUGUUAGGCUUAAAGAAUUGCCUACAGAGAAGCACAAGAAUGCCUCUUAAAAUAUCAAGUCAGCUAAUGUGACCAAAGCAACAGUAUAGAAUGAGGAUACCUAAGCCUUUGAAUGGUAUUUUUCUGUUUAGAAAUCAGAGGGAAAGAAGUUACUGGAGAAAAAUCUGCCUGGGAAAUGACUGGUAGCUAUUUUUCUAUGUAAGGAUAGGAAUUUCUUGUCUUUUUAAUAAAUUAUCCUAGUGUGAUAAAUUUUUGCUUUUCUAUCUGGCCCUGGGAAUUCCCAGGAAACGAUCUGCAGUGCAAAUAAAAUCAACCUUCUGAAUAUUCAGGAGACUCCAUGGAGAAAAUGGAUAGACAGUCAAAUGAAAUAAAAUAUGUCCUCAAGUAAUAAUGCAGCUCUUUUGCUUUCUCUUGUCAAAUUGGAUGACAGAUGAAAUCCAGGUUGCUGUGAAUGAGUAAAAGGUGUUCCUUCAGAUUGCAGACUUGCCUUCCCAAGGAAAAGGAGGCAUAUCCAAGCAAAAAUGCUAAGAAAGAGGUCUCAGUGAAGGAAGAAACAACCCAGGGCAGUGACCUUCCAUUCCUAAUUUGAACUUCUCAUUUCGAAUAUAUCACCUGCUUCUAAUAUGAGAAGUCAGCUCCUAUGCAGACUAGAUGGAAACAAGGAGCAAUGUCACUUACUUUGUCCUCUUGGGUCUCACACAGGAUCCAAAGGGACAGAAGGUCCUUUUGGUUAUGUUCUUACACUUCUAUAUUUUGACCAUGGUGGGCAAUUUGCUCAUUGUCAUGACUAUAACUGUCAGUAGGACCCUGGACUCACCUAUGUACUUUUUUCUUGCUAGCUUAUCGUUUAUGGAUGUCAUUUAUUCCUCUACUAUUUCCCCUAGAUUGAUUUCAGACUUGUUGUUUGGGAAAAACACCAUAUCCUUUCAAUCUUGUAUGACCCAGCUGUUUACAGAGCACUUUUUUGGUGGAUCAGAGGUCUUUCUUCUGCUGGUGAUGGCCUAUGACCGCUACGUGGCCAUCUGUAAGCCCUUGCAUUAUUUGGUUAUCAUGAGACAGUGGGUGUGUGUUGUGCUCCUGGUAGGGUCCUGGGUUGGAGGUUUUCUGCAUUCAGCCAUUCAAGUUAGCACUAUUUAUAGACUCCCAUUCUGUGGUCCCAAUGUCAUUGAUCAUUUUUUGUGUGACAUGUACCCCUUACUGAAACUGGUCUGUACUGACACCCAUGUUAUUGGCCUGUUAGUGGUGGCCAACGGAGGACUGAUCUGCACAAUUGUGUUUGUGCUCUUGCUCAUCUCUUAUGGUGUCAUCUUGCACUCUCUAAAGAACCUUAGUCCAGAAGGGAAGCGGAAAGCCCUCCAGACCUGUGGUUCCCACAUCACUGUGGUGGUCUUCUUCUUUGUGCCCUGUAUUUUCAUGUAUGUGAGACCUGCUAAGACCUUCCCUAUUGACAAAUCAUUGAGUGUGUUCUAUACAGUCAUAACCCCCAUGCUGAACCCUCUGAUCUACACUCUGAGAAAUUCUGAGAUGACAAAUGCUAUGAGGAAGCUCUGGAAGAGAAAUAUAUCUCUUAGUAGAUAAGUAUAUAACCCACCAUGAAGAGACUUAUUUUUCAUUGGACCCCCUUUUGGAAGAAUGCAGAAGUCUUAAAAUGAUUCUGAUUUCCCUUUUUUCAAAGAACUUAAGUUAAUUAUAAUUAAAGAAAGAACUGGAUGAUUGUGCUAUAAUAACAGUUUCCCUUGUUGCUAGAAUGUAAGGUCCAAACAUCUUGUAGAUCUCUUCACUUAGAAAUGUGUAAUGCCUUUCUAGUAAAGAAUCAAUAAUAGGUAAUGAAUAGUGAGGCAUUAUUUAUACAAUUACACAAAUUAUUAAUUAAAAAAAUUUAAAAACAUUUUUUCUAAGACAGUAUUAUUUUUAGUAAGGCUCUGUUAACUUCAUUCUUUUUAUAUUAUUUAAAACAUUAAUGCCGUAUAGACUUUUCUUUAUUAAUUUUUGGUUGCCUUAUAUAAAAUAUUGGUUAAUACUUUUAGUUUACAUAAGAAAAAUUGAAGUGUAAUAGGUAGUAAAUAGUAGUAAUGAAAACCUUACAAAAUGAGAUAAAGUGUAGAAUAAAUUUCCUAUUUAUCACUCGAAUAGUUUCCAAUCCUUUUUCCCAGAGGCAAUUUCUUUA